AUGGAUUGGCGCGAAAAACUUUUCGGCCGUGUCCUCGUGAAAUGCGAUUCGCCGGGAACGCAGAAUGGGAAAUUCGAGAAUAUUCAGACCCUGGUGGCGUUGUCCGAUUGUGUCGAAGAAGGGGAUGGGGCCGUAUGUGGUAUUUACUUUUCGUUCGCAAAUAUCAGUGACGCUAGUGACGAUUUCGGUGUGAGAUUAGAGCAACUUUAUAGGUCGGUCUAUCCGCGAUUGAAAGUGGUGGAAGUUGUGCUGUGGGCUCAUGUGGGGACACCGGAAGGACCGGUAGAGCGGGAGGCCGGAUUCCGUCGCACUUUGACCGGGAAGCCGUGGUUUGCUGUGCCAUUUCAUGACGUCGAUACCAAACGUCGACUGACACAAAAGUCCAGCAUCGCAGUCGGCGUGCCAACUCUUGUGAUCCGGGGAAGGGCGAUGCGGGACGCCUUACUCAGCGACCCAGCAGGGGAACGAUUCCCGUGGCCGGCACCUCCUCUGAAUGAACUGUUAAGAGGAGUCCAGUUACAAGGAGAGCAGAGCAAAUCGUAUGAAGAGUUACCAGCAGAUGCCAUCAGGGUGUUUUACUUUGCUGCGCAUUGGUGUCCACCGUGUCGGUCGUUUGCACCGAGUCUGUGCUCGACGCUGUCAGCUGUGCGCAAACGCAGAUCUAAAUACGCCAACACACAGCUAAUACUUGUAUCUAGCGAUAGAUCUGAGCAAUCGUUCAAGCGUACAGUAGCAUCAGUGUCUGCGGCGGGAGCCCUAGCGGUGCCUUGGUCGGCGAGCGAGUCUCGGACUGCGCUUCCGGCAGCGCUGGGCGUCGCCGGCAUACCUGCCCUUGUCAUAACUGAUGGCGAAGGGAAAGUACUGACUUCCAAUGGACGCCAACAUUUGGCCGCUGAUCCCACAGGACUGAACUUCCCAUGGGGCCAGCGUCCCGUAUCGGUGGUGACGGAGCAAGCUUUGUUGAAGAUGGCGCGACACCCGGCCGUCGUGCUUUUCAUUGACGACGAAGACUCAGAAAUGGAAUUCGCCGAGUCAGUCCUGGCCCCCGCCGCGGAGUCCUACUACGAAGAGUGCAGCAUCCAGUACCCGGGCUUCUGUCCUUACCAGAACUCUUCCGACGACGAGACGAUGGACUUCGACUACUCCACCACCAAGUCAUCAAAAAUCAAGAAGAAGUCAUUCAGACACGUCAUGUUCUUCAUCGGCAUCGACGGAACGGACAGCGCCGAUAUGAUCAGGGAGCACAUAGGGCUGGACGAUGCGGUGCCGAUGCUCACCGCUAUAGAUUUCCCGAAGCAGCGAAUGGUGUCGAUGAAGUUCGGUGAUGAAAUAACUACCGAUUCGGUCCAGAAUUUCGUCGAUGCGUUUCUGAGUGGCAACGCCGAAUUUAAACCGCUCAAACCGUACAGUGAUAAGUGCUAA
Messenger RNA from Leptosia nina, 1422 nucleotides. The record is from the annotation of a GenBank genome assembly. Lineage: Eukaryota; Metazoa; Arthropoda; Insecta; Lepidoptera; Pieridae.